Gigantopelta aegis is the source of this 7895-nucleotide messenger RNA. RefSeq names its product multiple epidermal growth factor-like domains protein 6. The record is from RefSeq and is a predicted model, not a curated record. The coding region runs from base 532 to 5577 and encodes 1681 amino acids. The transcript has 38 exons. Gene Ontology annotation, molecular function: calcium ion binding; protein binding; scavenger receptor activity. Lineage: Eukaryota; Metazoa; Mollusca; Gastropoda; Neomphalida; Peltospiridae.
AGUUCACCGCGCGAAGCAUCGAUCGCUCUUGCUCCGCCGCGCACGUCCUCUCUCUCGUGCGAUGUUAGUUAUGUAGAGCCCGCCUUAUUCUUCAGAGCACCCGUGUAGAGUGACGAGAGAAGAAGAAAACAUUCGUCGACUUUUAGCGUCGGCGAAAGAGAGAGAGAGAGGGAGAGAAAGAGAAUAAAGAAGAAGAAGAAAAAAAGUAUUCCACUUAACAUGGUUUACUUGUGUAAUAAUUGUGAAAGCAGAAAGGUGUGACGAAGAGAAGUAAACCAGUCUUUUGAUAUUUAUCUAUCGGAGGAUCUAUACCUGGCGAAAAUCUUAUCCUUUUUUUCUUUUCUUUUAAAAAAAAAAAAAAACUAGAACUUCUAACCAUUUUCAAAAAUUGUGCAACUCAGGAAGAAGCGAGCAGGAUUUCUCUACAGCAGACGUGUACGGAUUAACUCUUCCUAAAGGAUUAAUUAUGUGUGGAUUAACUGGAUUGUAAAAACUCCGGGUGUUGUGGCCUAUCUGUUUAAAGAGGCGAUAAUGAAGGAAUCAAGUGUUGUGUCUGUGAUAUUGUCCGUGGUGUGUUGGGUUGCUGUCUACGGACAGCCCCAAAUUGUGAACUUAGGAUACCAACUGAACACUGGGAUGCCUAACGUGUGUCCCUAUCAAGAUAUCCAGAUGGUUCUAGUCCGAGUGCCCUGUAGACAGCCGUUUACCCGAUUAGUCAAAGUGUGGAAGCCCAAUUGUGGAUACACCCAUAACUGGUGUGUUGGAUACGAACGGAGGACUCAUUACUAUACUACUUACCGUGAACGCUACCAACCGAGGUACACGACCAAGUACCGCUGCUGUCACGGAUGGCAACAACUAGGUCACGAGGGCUGCAUGUACAGGUCCUGUAACAACGGCGUGUGUUUCAAUGGAGGACAGUGCAGUGGCGGCUACAAUAAAAUGUGUUCCUGUCCUCCCGGCUUUCAGGGUCCUCGCUGUCAAUACGACGUCAACGAAUGCGGAAUAAAAAAUGGCGGAUGCGAACGGGAAUGCUGCAAUACCAUUGGAUCCUUCUAUUGCAAGUGCCCUCAAGGUUUUGAACUUUCCGAGGACAAGAAGAGAUGUGUUGACAAAGACGAAUGUUUAAUUCACAAUGGCGGGUGUCAGCACAAAUGUCUGAACACGUACGGAGGGUUUAGCUGCGAGUGUCCCAAAGGUCAUAGGUUACACGCGGACGGACGCACGUGCAUUCCUGUGUCGGGUUGCAGCGUCAACAACGGUGGCUGUCAACACGUGUGUGUGGCUGGAUACAACGGCCACUUCCACUGCCGUUGUCGUGAAGGUUACAGACUAGCGGACGACGGCAAAAACUGCGUUGUGGAGAAUCCAUGCAGCAGGAGAAAUGGGGGCUGUGAACACAAGUGCACCCAUAUGAAGGGGCGUGUGCAGUGCCAGUGUUUCAUUGGAUACUCCCUGGCAUCAGACGGCAGGUCCUGCAGAGACUUGAAUGAAUGUGACAUCAGCAAUGGCGGAUGCUCACAAGCCUGCAUCAACACCAAAGGUUCUUUCGUCUGUACGUGCACUCCAGGAUUCCAGCUGGGCGUGGAUGGACGCUCCUGCUACCAACCGCCUGACGAAAGUGAUGAACCAAACCCAAAAGGAAAAGGAGAUGGACGACGGAAACCUAAACCCAGCAAAGGAAUCGAGAUGGAAGUGGUCGACAACUGCGCAGUCAGCAAUGGCGGGUGCGCUCACAAAUGUCGUCAUAGCACCCGUGGCGCCAUCUGCUCCUGUCGCAAGGGCUAUAACUUGCAGGCUGACAGGAAGUCAUGUGAAGACAUUGACGAAUGCACCAGUGGAGAAAACUGCUGCACCCAGUCAUGCAAUAACAACCCCGGGGGAUACACGUGCGGCUGUGGACCCGGAUUUCUGCUCAACCGUGACGGCUGUGUUUGUGACGAUAUCGACGAGUGCCUGUCUGACAAUGGCGGCUGUGAGCAGAUCUGCGUCAACUCAGAAGGAUCCUACAGCUGCGCAUGCCCACCAGGGUUCAGACUUGCGCGCAACCGCAGACAAUGUCUUGCCGUGACCUCCUUUACAGACGAUCGGGGACCAGAACGAGGCGACCUUCCGAUGUUGCGUUACGAAACGACGCCACAGCCGGUAAUUCCUGAUGGCGAUGGGCGGAAUAUCCAACUGGCCCAAGAGCUGCACAAAACAGCAACGAGAUACAAAAAUGGUACAUUGAAAUCGUGUAUUCCUGGCAGUUUCGGCAAGGACUGUAUUCUGACGUGUAGUAACUGUGUGAACGGAAGGUGUAACGACAAACAAGAUGGCUGUGUCUGUAGAGCAGGUUGGAUAGGUGUUACCUGUAAUGCUACCUGUCCAACAGGGACGUACGGUGAAAACUGCAAUGGCCUGUGUAGCUGCCAAAACGGCGGAACCUGUAACCAUGUGACAGGGAAGUGUGAAUGUCCUCCAGGAAUUAAAGGAAAGAAUUGUGAAGAUGGCUGUCCUCCAGGUUAUUUCGGCAAGAGGUGCAACAAACCUUGUCCCCAGAUCUGUGCGAACGGAUACUGCAAUCGGAUCUUUGGCUACUGCGAGUGUACCCCAGGGCGGUACGGACCAGCCUGUAACCAGCCCUGUCCCCAGUUCACCUGGGGACCAAACUGUGUGGAACAGUGCGACUGUAACACAGAGAACACAAAGAGAUGCAAUCCUCAGACUGGAGAGUGUAGGUGUAAGCCUGGUUACCAUGGUAAACGCUGCGACUACCAGUGUCCAGAAAACCGAUACGGCUACGCUUGCAGUAAGAAAUGCGACUGUCCCGCAGAAACAAAGUGUAAUCACGUGACUGGAUAUUGUCUGCGGGACUGUCCUGCCGGUUGGACGGGACACAGAUGUGAUGAACCGUGCCCUAGCGGUAACCAUGGCAACAACUGCCUCCUCGAGUGUGACUGUGGGGGCAGCACGUGCGACCCGGAAACUGGCCAGUGUGUCUGUCAGCCAGGCAUGAUGGGUAAACGCUGCACUGAACCUUGUCCGGAAGGCAGCUGGGGUAUAAACUGCAGGAAGAUGUGUAGCUGUCGUAACGACGCCUCGUGUGACUCAAUGACGGGGGAGUGUAUCUGUAGUGCUGGGUGGUACGGACCCCACUGUAGAGAACCAUGUCCACCUAGGCGCUAUGGCGACCAAUGUAUGAACAGGUGUAUGUGUGAGAACAACGCCACCUGCGACUCUGCCGACGGAACGUGCACGUGUUCAGAUGGCUGGACCGGACAGCUCUGUGACAGAGCAUGUCCUCCUGGUCGGUUUGGCUCCAACUGUUUGAGGAAAUGUCUGUGUCAGAACAGCGCUGAAUGCGACCCAGUCACAGGAGAAUGCAUCUGCGCUCCAGGCUGGAGGGGAAUGAGCUGCAACAAAAAUUGUCGGUCUGGCUACUACGGGGCUGGCUGCACUCAGAUGUGUAAGUGCAAGCACGGGGCGCAGUGCGAUCACAUCAGCGGGGCGUGUGUCUGCGGGCCCGGCUGGCGGGGCAUCCACUGCUCCAAGGCCUGUCCGGAGGGAUUCUACGGCCUCGAGUGCCAGAACACGUGCGACUGCCGCAAUGGCGCCGUGUGUGAUCACGUGUCCGGAAAGUGCCAGUGUCCACGUGGCGUCACUGGGGACAGGUGCGAGCAGAAGUGCCCGGCGGGAACCCACGGGCCCAACUGCCAGGCGCAGUGCCAGUGUUUCAACGGAGGGGUGUGCGAUCCGGUCGCAGGGACAUGUAUCUGUACUGCUGGGUGGAAGGGAGUGAAGUGUGAGGAAGAAUGUCCAACUGGUUUCUAUGGCAACAGCUGCAUGCUUCGUUGCUUCUGCUUGCAUGGUGGUACCUGUGAUCAUGUCAAUGGAACAUGCAACUGUGGCGCUGGAUGGACAGGCACUGCGUGCGAAAAACAAUGUAUGCAAGGACAUUAUGGCCCGAAUUGCAACACGGCCUGUGACUGUGUCCACAGCAAAUCAUGUGAUAGGUUCACUGGAAUGUGCAAGUGCAAGAGUGGAUAUGUUGGACCGAAAUGCAAUAAAACAUGUCCUGCACACUUGUAUGGCGAUGGUUGCUCUGAGAGCUGUGAAUGUCAGAACGGCGCCACCUGCGAUGCGAAGUCAGGGCAGUGCACCUGUGCGCCAGGGUGGAGAGGGAAACACUGUCACAAACCCUGUCUUCCUGGUUUGUAUGGUAACAAGUGCCAGGAUGAAUGCGAGUGCAAAGCGGAGGAACCGUGCUACCACGUGACUGGAGCAUGUUCUUGUCCACCUGGUUAUGAAGGUCAAGGCUGUGAGAAAAAGUGUUCCCUGGGUACCUUUGGUCCACACUGCCGAGGUAAAUGUGAGUGCGCUCCUGGCUAUAUCUGUCAUCACGUGACAGGACAGUGCCAGUGUGGCCCGGAUCUAAAGGGAAAGAACUGCAGCACAGCCAGGAUAAAGGGCAAAAAUCACCGUAAGGGUAGGAAAGGUAGAAAGGGCAAAGGCUGGUACCGCAAACUGAUGAGGGACCGAGUUGGCAUCAAACAGCUAAAAGCAGCAUCAUGGGUUUUUGGUUGCGAACAAGGAGGGUAUGGACCUAACUGUGAGAAGGUUUGUGAGUGUGAGAACGAAGGGGUCUGUGAUAUUUCCACCGGAACCUGCUCCUGUCCUCUGGGAUACAUUGGCACCACGUGCUUUCAACGCUGUCCCGAGGAUAGGUAUGGCGAAAACUGCACUGGAGUGUGCAGAUGUCAGAACAACGCUCGAUGCAACAAGAGAACGGGGAAGUGCAAAUGUCUUUCAGGUUUCAUGGGAGAAUUUUGUGAGGAAGUGUGCCCGGAGAACAGGUAUGGCGACGAAUGCAUUGAGAAGUGUCACUGCGACCACGGCUGGUGUGACCCGCGAUCGGGUCAAUGUCGCUGUGACCUGGGAUUCUACGGACCUAACUGUACAGUGCCAUGCCCAGCGGGAAGAUUCGGACCCGGAUGUAACCACACGUGCACGUGUCACAAUGAGGCCACGUGCGACCCAGUUAGUGGAUGCUGCACCUGUUCUGAAGGAUUUUAUGGGCAGAUGUGUGAUUUAGACUGCCCGCCCGGCACCCACGGCUCGUACUGCACGGAACGCUGCGACUGCACCAACGACGCCACGUGCGACCCCCAUUCCGGACAGUGUAAAUGUAAAGUUGGCUUCACCGGAGACAGGUGUGAAAAAUCAUGUGUAAGAGGAAGAUAUGGAGUCAACUGUCUGCAGGCCUGUGACUGUGGCGUGGCUGACUGUGAUCACAUGACAGGGGCGUGUCGCUGCCCCCCAGGAACGAGCGGACCGAGGUGUCAGAAAGCUUGCGUCCAGGGCAGGUAUGGUCCGAACUGUGAAUAUUUCUGCAACUGUGAUAACGAAGGGGAGUGUGACCCCCAAACAGGGUCCUGUUCCUGUCCGGAGGGGUGGAUUGGCGCCAGGUGCCAGACACCGGAAAUUGUGAGACAAAAUGCCACCGACUCUCCAAGCGCCUUGCAACCGGACCACGACGAGGCGAUGUCCCAUGGGCCGUUAACUACAGCAAGAAGUAAAGAAACCAAAGGGGAAUAAAGUGUGAGACACUAGCAUACACGGUGCUGAGAUUCCAAAUGAUCUCCAAAGGGUGUGCAGUAUUUUAUUACGAGAUCAGCAAACAGCCAACACCCGAAAAUUAAACAUUCUAGGAGUAGCAGUAUAAAAAUGAUAAAAAUUCUGGAUGGACGAGUAAAACAAUUACAAAACAUUUUGAAAGGAGCAGUAUAAAAUUAAAAUGCCAAACAUUCUGGAAUGAACAGUGCAUGAUGCAAAACUGUGUUUGCUGCAAUAUAUGAUGUUAGUUGUUAUGCAAUACAAAAUGUUAUGGGAAGAGCAUUAUAUAUUGCAAAACAUUUUAGGAGCAGAAUAAAAGGUGAAACCUUUUAGAAGCAGUAUAUGAUGCAAUAAUAUUCCCAAAGAAGCAUUCUAGAUGUACUAUAGAAUGUAAAAACAAAAAUGGUCAGUAUAUAAUGCAAACUGUUCUAGAAGGAGUAUUGUAUAUUGCAAAACAUUCUAGGUGCAAUAAAUGAUGCAAAACAUACUAGAUGCAGUAUAUAAUGCAAACUGUUCUGCAAGAAGCGCUCUGCAUUUGCAAGCAUCUGGAAGGAGUUGGACAUAAUGAGAAAUAGUUUAAGCGAAACCAUCUAGGCUAGUUAGAUAUAUUGGUGUUGUCAAUGACUAGGCUGUAUAAUUGGUUUGAAUGAAAUUCCACCUUAAAUUGGACUUCAGGGCCCUAAUUCACAAAGCUCUCUUGGGCUCUGCUAGACAACAAAUCAUCCUCUUUGCAAGUCUUUUAGAAUUGCACUGCGAUAUCGCAAAGUUGCGAAAUUUUAGUGAAUUAGGCCCCAGGUAUACAAAUAUCGACUUUAUUUACUACUCCAGGGCCCGUUCUUAUAAAUAUUUAGUCUAGUCUCAAACGUCAUAUGGUUGCAAUAUAAAUGACGUUGCCAUGGUGUUAGAAUCUUAUACUUCAUUAGAGUAUUGAGACUACACUGUAAACGUUUUGUAAGCGUCGUGCCAGAUAUAGCAGAAGCAAAUCAGUUGUGGAAAGAAGGGACGUGUGACUAAUAAGCAUUGGUUUGCUGAGGUGGGGUUUUUUGAUGACCCAAUACUUUUUCUCCAAUGCGUUUUAGAGGCUCAAAAGAGUGGGAGAAAUAAUUUUUAAAAUAUUUAAAUAGUUCUUGCAUUGUCGGAUACUGGCGUAAUUACCUUUAAGGUUCUAACUGAAGCACCGUCCAUUAUGACGUCUUGACAAACGGAUGACUAAAAUGCAUUUGAAGCCACCAUUGCCCAGACGAUGUUAUGACAACGUAAACAUGUUCAGCAGGGCUAUGCAUCUUAUGUGGUAUGUUCAGUUUAUACUAGAACACGUUAAAGGACAGUAUGCCAUUGUCGAGCGAUAUAAAAACUACGUGUAACCAAAUACAUUCAACAUAUAUACUCGUAUAGUAUACACACAAAACCGUGCUUAACCCACAGUCUGUACUUCAUUUCAUUUUUGUUUUAAAUCGAAAUUAAUGCAGUCGAAUCUAAGAUGGAAUUUUGUUCAAAUAUAUCUUAGAUACGUUAUUAUUUACAAGUCUUUCAGUGUCUAAAAGUUCAAGUGUUUAUAUUUGUUAACAUUUUAAUUCAAUUGUCCACACUUCACAGCACUGUUAUAGUUCAUUCGUUGUUUAUGUGCAUAUGCCAUUAACUUUAUUUAUGUGCAAAGAAAUCACAUGUAUAGAAUUUUGAAUAUACAAAAUUGUAAAUAUUCACAGUCAGGAGCGUAGUUGGCAAGGAAUUUACGCAAAUUAACAUUAAGGAACGAAGAUGAUAACGAGUCAAAUGAAUCUAAGAACAAUUUGCAAAGAAAUUGGGUUUUAAAUUCUGAAACUAGAUGUUGUCAUCUUCGUAGGUCUUGCCCAUCAUGUACCAUACAUGAGGACAUGUUAUUGAGGGACAAUGUUUCAUUUGUGUUUUAACCACAUAUCGUAUGCACAUUUUGAUUGCUACGUCUUUUGGGUAUGAACUCAGAAUUGUAUAUGCGACAUGAUUUGAUUGUAAUUAAAUCCAGUGUAUAGGAUGAGAUGAAUGAAGACAAGAACUACGCUCCGACUUGUAUCAAUUUGUGAAUAGCAGAACAAAUGUUCAUGUGUAUGUUUGUUGCCUCUUUUGCGCCUAACGAAGGUGGUACGAGUUUAGAAAUAUGACUCAUGUAAUCUUAAUGCAAUUAAACUGAUUAAUUUACUCUUUUUUCAUUGCAAAAUGUAUUGUGUCCCUGUUUUCCAUUGCAAUAAGUACAUCUUGUGUUCUAUAGUUCUGAAAGUGCAUUGUCAUUGUUAUAUUCAUUGCAUUAAAUAUAAUUGUCCCUG